This is a messenger RNA of Phytophthora nicotianae INRA-310, 1281 nucleotides long. Its product is annotated as 3-methyl-2-oxobutanoate hydroxymethyltransferase, variant 2. The transcript is spliced from 5 exons. The record is from RefSeq and is a predicted model, not a curated record. The coding region runs from base 1 to 1065 and encodes 354 amino acids. Gene Ontology annotation, cellular component: mitochondrion. Gene Ontology annotation, biological process: pantothenate biosynthetic process. Gene Ontology annotation, molecular function: magnesium ion binding; 3-methyl-2-oxobutanoate hydroxymethyltransferase activity. Lineage: Eukaryota; Oomycota; Peronosporomycetes; Peronosporales; Peronosporaceae.
AUGCGGUCCGUGAUCGCAGCGACCCGCCACCCGAAAGCGCUACGCCGUAGUCACCCAGCUAUCUCAACCGCAACACAAUUCAGCAUCGAGGCUUCUUUCUCCUCUCGGUCGUCCGUACGUACCCUCAAGCUGCUCGAACGCCACAAGGUCUCAACCCUCGAUAUCGGUAUCUUCAAGCGCAAGAAGAAACCAAUCACUAUGGUCACGGCCUAUGACUAUCCGUCGGCAGUGCACGUCGACCUGGCGGGCUUUGACAUCGUACUGGUUGGGGACUCGAUGGGCAUGGUAGAGCUGGGCAUGGAUACAACACUUUCUGUGACGUUGGAAGAAAUGAUUCACCACACCAAGGCAGUGAAACGUGGAGCAACUCGUCCGCUGGUUAUCGCGGAUAUGCCAUUCGGCACAUGUGAAGGAACUCCAUAUGAAGCGCUGAAGGGUGCACAACUUUUAGUGAAGGUAACCUCGUUCUCUAUUUUUUCGAAGUACAUUUCUUUUUACACAAUAAAACGAUUCUUACGCGUAUGCACUACACAGGAAGGCGGUGCCGACUGUGUGAAGAUCGAGGGAGGCAAAGAGCGUGCUGAAACGAUCAAGACGAUAGUUGACGGUGGCAUUGCUGUGAUGGCUCACAUUGGUCUCCGUCCACAGCACAUUAGUGUUCUAGGAGGAUUUCGCGCCCAGGGACGCACAGCGGCGCAAGCGCGUUCAAUCAUCGAGGAUGCCUUGGCAGUUCAGAUGGCUGGUGCUUUUGCCGUUUUAAUCGAGUGUGUUCCCAUCGCUGUAGCUCAACACGUGACAGAGCUGUUGAAGAUCCCCGCAAUCGGUAUUGGUGCUGGCGCGAGCACGGAUGGCCAAGUGUUGGUCUUCCAUGACUUGUUGGGUAUGCUCCAGCACCCUCACCACGCACAGUUUGUCCCAAAGUUCUGCAAACGGUAUGCUGGAAUUGGCAAGCAGAUCCGAAUCGGUUUAGAAGCCUACCGCGAUGAUGUUGAAAGCGGUCAGUUUUCGAGCGAGGCGUACUCUCCAUACAAGGUGCGUCGUUGCAGAAGGAAUUUACUUUCGUAACUUUGACUUAUGUAUCCGUGGAAAUGCAUUUUAGAUGUCGAGCGAAGAAAUUCAAAAGCUUCAAGCUAUGAUUGCUGAAGAGUACAAUACGAGGUUCAAAGAGGAAGACAAAGAUGGAGUGGCGCUGUCUGAGAUCACCAAAGUUUACUAACAAGUGGUACUGCAGCGAGGCGUAAGAACUAAUUUGAAAUUUAUUUCAUCACCUGUUGUAGUAAA